Messenger RNA from Salvia miltiorrhiza (redroot sage), 1123 nucleotides. RefSeq lists its product as uncharacterized. The transcript is spliced from 3 exons. Gene Ontology annotation, cellular component: mitochondrion. Gene Ontology annotation, biological process: protein import into mitochondrial matrix; protein folding; protein stabilization. The coding region runs from base 374 to 946 and encodes 190 amino acids. The record is from RefSeq and is a predicted model, not a curated record. Gene Ontology annotation, molecular function: protein-folding chaperone binding; zinc ion binding. NCBI's taxonomy places the organism in Eukaryota, Viridiplantae, Streptophyta, Magnoliopsida, Lamiales, Lamiaceae.
AAUAAUAAUACUAAUAUCUUUUUUUUUUUCUUGAGAGAAUAAUAAUAAUAGCAUUUUUUUUCUUUUCAAUAUUGCCAAAGGAUGAGGGGUUAGGCAGACUCAAAAUAGUAAAUAAAUCAUGAAUCGAGACGACACUGUGGCCUAUCACCUGUCUGUCCCUCUUCUCUGGCUUUGGAUCAAAUUGAAGAACGUUGUCUCUAUUGAGAAAUCCAAAGUGAACACAGACACAGUGAGGAGCUGAUCGAUUUCGACCACACCAGAAUACAGCAGAUUAUUGGUGGAAGCAAUCGAGACGAGAGGGUGGAAACCUGCUUUUUGCGCAAGUUAUUCGACUCGCUAACACAGACAUAGAAGAAAAGAAGGGACUACUGCAAUGGCGGCGCGGCGAAUUCUCUCUCUCAUGGCUGCAAAAUAUGCACAGAAUCCACUCCCGAGAGAUGUCUCUAGGAAGUUUCAUCCUUCUCCAAACUCAUUCUCUCGCAACUACGAGCAGUAUACCAGAGGAUUCCAGUCUCUCCCAGAAGCCAGUGUUCCGUCUGCGCAAAGUCCAACCGAAAACGGAAGUUGCAGCUCGAACAGUGACCAGAGCACGAGCAGGUGUGUCCCCAGUUCGACAAAUGAUCAGGCUGCUGUAAAGCACCAAGUGAAAUCCAACUUGAAGGUUUCUGAGAGGCAUGAUCUUGUCAUGAUGUUCACUUGCAAAGUUUGCGACACCAGAAACCUCAAGACGGCCUGUCGUGAAUCGUACGACAAAGGCGUGGUCGUUGCUAGGUGCAAUGGCUGCGACAAUCUGCACCUGAUCGCUGAUCGGUUGGGAUGGUUUGGAGAACCGAGCAGUGUCGAGGAGUUUCUGGCGGCUCGCGGGGAGGAAGUGAAGAAGGGAUCCGCUGAGACUAUGAAUCUCACUCUUGAGGAUCUUGCUGGGAGGACAGAUGUUAGUAUUUGAAUUUCUGUUGUUGUUUGAUUUUUGUAUGAUUUCUAUGAUUUAGUGUGUAGAAGAGAUUUUUGCCUUUCACAAUUUGGCUGGAACUGGAUAAAGAAGUAUUUGGAGAUUUCUUCGGAUGGUAUAUAAGAUGAAAAAGUUAGUCCAUCGACUAUUUCUAUACAUAAAUAUUGAAAUAAA